Hyla sarda is the source of this 902-nucleotide messenger RNA. RefSeq lists its product as uncharacterized. Lineage: Eukaryota; Metazoa; Chordata; Amphibia; Anura; Hylidae. The record is from RefSeq and is a predicted model, not a curated record. Bases 51 to 806 code for a protein of 251 amino acids. The transcript is spliced from 5 exons.
ACAGAAUAGAGAGGAAUGCAGAAAUUGGGCAGGGUGUUGGCCAGUGGCCGAUGGGUGCGGCUCCCUCCUCUUUGAGUUCUGUUUCCCUGACGCUCACACUCUCAACUCCACAGCAGAAGCAGCAGCAGCACCUGGGCCCCUCCACUCGGCUCACCAUGGCACAAAUGAGACAGAGUCCUCCAACUGAGAUGGAACGUUCCAUGGAGAAGAUCGUCACCAUCUUCCAAAGAUACGCUGGUAAAGAGGGGAGCCAGGCCUCCAUGAACUUCAAGGAGUUUGAGAACUUCAUGAACACUGAGCUGGGCUCCUUCACCAAAAACCAGAGGGACCCCUCCAUCCUGCAGAGGAUGAUGAACUCUGUGGACGGCGGGGUUGAUGGAAAGAAAAACCAGGAGCUGGAUUUCCAGGAGUUCCUCAACCUCAUCGGGGGGAUCAUGGUGGCUGGUCAUGACGCACUGUCCAAGCUCCCUGAAUCCAAGAAGAAUCCCGUCCCCACCACAAAGCCCACGGAAAUGGAAUCUGCCAUGGAAAGCAUCAUCCGCAUCUUCCAACACUACGCCGGCAAGAAAGGCGACAAGAACCAGAUGAACUACACAGAGUUCGAAGCCUUCAUGAAAACGGAGCUGAAGUCCUUCACCAAUAACCAGAAGGACCCCAACAUUGUCCGCAAGCUGAUGGAGUCCGUAGACGGAGCAGUGGAUGGACAGCAGAACAGAGAGCUGGAUUUUCAGGAGUUCAUGAACCUGAUAGGGGGGAUGAUGGUUGCCUGCAAUGACGCCCUGAUGAGGCACCUGAAGAAGGUGUGAUCUGUGCAGACCCCCAUCUCUGUCCUGGGAUUUUACACCUAAUCUGUGAAUGUGUUCUGUUGCUUUUGUAGUAAUAAAAUAAAAAAUAACAAUGAA